Messenger RNA from Trichoderma asperellum CBS 433.97, 900 nucleotides. RefSeq lists its product as uncharacterized. The record is from RefSeq and is a predicted model, not a curated record. Lineage: Eukaryota; Fungi; Ascomycota; Sordariomycetes; Hypocreales; Hypocreaceae.
AUGUCGACCCAGCGAGCCGUCGCAAAGGUCGUUCGUGCCAUCGAACAGGCCGAAGGAGCUGGAGCCCGCGUCAGACGAUCAAUCGGCACAAGACAGCAGCGAAACUUUAGCCCCUUCCUGAUGCUCGAUCACUUUGCCACAACCGCUGGCUUUCCCGACCACCCCCAUCGCGGCCAGGAAACCAUCACAUACCUCCUCAAAGGCGUCGUCGACCACGAAGACUUCGCCGGCAACAGCGGCACCCUCUACGAGGGCGACCUCCAAUUCAUGACCGCCGGCCGCGGCAUCGUCCACGCCGAAAUGCCCCGCAAGCAGCCCGACGGCAGCCAAAACGUCGGCCUCCAGCUCUGGGUCGACCUGCCCAAGAAGCUCAAGUACUGCGAGCCCCGCUACCGCGACCUGCGCGCCGCCGAGAUCCCCACCGUCGACGUCGACGAGGGGCGCGUCACCGUGAAAGUCAUCUCGGGCCAGAGUCACGGCGUCGACUCCGUCAAGGAGCUGGCCUACACCCCCGUGUGGCUGCUCGACUUCCAGCUGCGGCCCGGCGCAAAGGUCACCCAGGCUCUUCCCCAGGGGUGGAACGCCUUCGCCUACGUUCUUGAAGGCGACGUUACUGUCGGCGAGGGAGCCGAGGCCAAGAGGGCCGAGCAAUAUGACAACGUCUUCUUCAAACAGGAGGGCGAUGUGAUCCACCUGUCCACCGAGGCCAGCGCCACAAAGGACGCUCGAGUCUUCGUCAUUGCGGGCACUCCUCUUGACCAGCCUGUUGUACAAUACGGCCCCUUUGUCCUCAACUCGGAGGAGGAAGUCAUGCAAACAUUUGCUGACUAUCAGACCCAUGAGAAUGGAUUUGAACGUGCCAAGAGCUGGAGGAGCCAGAUUGGUGAUCGUGUAUACUAG